Molecule: messenger RNA, 2571 nt
Organism: Pleurotus ostreatus (oyster mushroom)
Lineage: Eukaryota; Fungi; Basidiomycota; Agaricomycetes; Agaricales; Pleurotaceae
Exons: 11
Coding region: 1-2571 (856 amino acids)
Biological process (GO): carbohydrate metabolic process
Cellular component (GO): extracellular region
Molecular function (GO): carbohydrate binding; lyase activity
Source: RefSeq, a predicted model, not a curated record
AUGUCGACCAAGACAUAUCUUGCACUCCUCUCCACAUUCUUUGCUAUCUUUUCACUCACAUCUGCCAACCUUGAUGCCUCGCAUGGCGUGAGCCACUUUUCGCGACACAAGCGUCUCGGACGGCAACUGCACUCUGCAGACAAUACUACACUCGGAGACGCGACUGUGGUACCAGCCGCGACAACGUCUCCUGUCCCUGAAGCUUCGGAAGCUUUCAAGCAAUCGGUCCCAGUAAAUGAAACCGCCGCACCGACCUCCGUUCCCAAUGUCUCUGCGCCGGCGCAGCCUGUGGACUCUGGGACGUCGUCAGACAUAUCUAGAAUGAGCACUCGCCGCAUUCAAUCCGUUAUCGACGGUCUAAGUGAUGGUGCCAACAUUGAGCGGGUAGCAACCUUGGGCAGUUGGCUCCUUACGCUCGGGGCCGACGGCCAGUGGCCUGCUGCCGAAGUUGAUUACACGAGGGGCUGCGAGGCGCAAAGGGCGAACUGGCCUAUUCAAGAACAUUGGCGGCGCAUACUCGUCCUUGCUGGUGCUUGGCACGGAGGCCUCAAAGGGACCGAACAAUACGUAAAGAGCUCUGACGUUCAUGCUGCGAUCAGCCGUGCUAUGGACUGGUGGUUUGCCAAUGACUUCACCACUCCAGAAUGCAUCGACAAAGGUGGUAAUGCUGCUUGUCCGUGCGAGACUCCUGGCUUAUGGAACCGUAAUUGGUUCUCCAACAUCAUACUAAUUCCUGAACUCGUGGCCCAAACGUGUCUACUACUCAACGACAGCUUAACGUCCUCCCAAGCUUCUUUCUGCUCCUCCAUUUCCCUGCGCUCCUACAAUACAUUCACGCGCAGGCCCACCUUCCUUACUGGGGCAAAUACACUGGAUGUCGCCAAGAUUGGCAUAGAUCUGGCCAUCUUAACUAGCGACUCGUCUCUCCUGGCUGAUGCUUAUAACCGAGUACACUUGGAGCUCGUCAUACAGGAUCAACCCAAGGCCGAUGGCAUUCGCGCGGACGGGAGCUUCUCCCAACAUCUUGGCUUGGUCUACAAUGGUAACUACGGCAAGGACUUCGUGGUUGAUCUCCUUGGGUUUGAGCUGCUAGCUGCGGGCACACAAUUCGCUGCAAACUCUGAACAGCAAGCUACGUUCGCAACUCUCUUUGACGGCGGCGCGUGGAUGAUCUACCGCAACGCCAUCACCGAUAUCAACCAUUGGGACUUUAGCGUCUUGGGCAGAUUCAUCAGCUUCCACGUCAAAGAUGCCCAGCAAGUCUACGCCUGGGCUUCGAGUAGCAUUAAGAUCCCUUUGCCUGAAGUUCAAGCACUCGGCGAGCAGUGGAAGAACGAUAUUUUAAAGAAGUUCGCUUCGAGUUUGUCUACAAAGACGGACAACGCCAAUGCUGGUCAGCUCUACGGAAAUCGUAUGUUCUAUGCAAAUGAUUACAUGGUCCAUCGCGGCAAGAACUACGUCACCACUACGAGAAUGUAUUCGAACCGUACCAUCAACUCGGAGUGCGUGAACUCGCAGAACCCUCUAGGAUUCCAUCUUUCCGACGGUACGGUCUACACGCACAUAAAGGGGAAUGAAUACGAGGAUAUUGCGGCUUCAUGGGAUUGGAAUCUCAUUCCGGGGACCACUGUCGACUAUGCCGUCACCCCAUUGCACUGCAAUACCACUAAGGCUACCGGAGUUGAAGCAUUCGUUGGUGGUGUUACCACAGAGCAAGUCGGUAUAGCUACUAUGCGCUACACGAACCCUGUUGGCGCUUCACUCAAGUGGCAGAAGACUUGGUUCUUCCUGGACAACGACAUCCAGCUCGUUAUGGUUUCUGAUAUUUCCUCGACCACCAAUGCCUCCAUUCGCACAGUCCUCGACCAAAGACGCCAUGAGGGAGAGAUUAUUGUCAACGACGUAGUACAAGCAUCUGGCAAGUCAUAUGUACCUGGAGCGCUCUCGCUAUGGCAUGGAAAUGUGGGAUACGUGUUCCCCGAGUCGACCGCCUUCCAACUGCACCUUGACGUAGGAGAGAAAAGCGGAAAUUGGUCGACUAUCGGAACAUCCUCGCAACCCCCAUCCACCGUUGAUUUAUUCGCCGCCUUCCUGGAGCACAAUGACCUCAACGCACCAAUCUCCUAUAUUGUGCUACCUGGGGUGGACAAGGAUGCCUUCGCUAAGAAGAUAACUUCUCUCCCCAUCGAUAUUGCUCAGAACGACAAGCACAUCUCCGCUGUAUACGAUUCGGCCAACGAUGUCAUAAUGGCCGUGUUUUGGAACGUAAACGGAGGCACCGUAACCGUCAAGCCCAAGGGGUGCACCCCCAUAACCAUUACUUCUGAUGGAAAUGCGGCUUUGGUGUUCAACCACAAGGAUGGGAAAAUCACGGUCGCCGAUCCUUCGCAGAGUUUGGAACGACUCAACAUCAGCAUCAAGGUCCACAGAAAAAGGAAGCUCUUGCCAGAUCUUAUACCACAUACGAGGAAGAUCACCUUUGAGCUUCCUUCGGGUGCAUUCGCUGGCAGCAGCACCACGAAGACGUUCAAGUGCCUCACUCGUAACGCAUAUGCAGAUGCUACUGAUUGA